ACGCCAGCUGGGGAGCGGGCAGGCAGGUCCAGCCCUAGAGCUGUCUGGCCCUUGCACCUGUCUGCGCACACCGGCUGCAGGGGGGGAAGCGCUGGACGCCUUUGGGAGAGGCUCGCACCCCGCACCGCUGGUUGCCCGGGGCAUCGUCCUGCAGACGGGUCCGACGAGGGACAGGAUGCGCUAGGACCAGCCCUGCCCAGCCGGAGGCCCGAUGCUGGCCUGUGCCCAGCCGUGCAGCUGCAGCCGGGGCCCCAGCGUGGAGCGCGGUAAGUGGUACGGCGUCCGCUCCUACCUGCACCUCUUCUACGAGGACUGCACCGGUGCCAGCCCUGACAACGAUGCGGACGUGCUGCUGGCCUCCCGCGCCCGCCCUGCUUGGCCCUCCAUCGUCUGGAAGGUGAGUCUCUCUGCGGGGGCCCUGCUCUUGCUGCUGGGGGCUGCGGCGCUGGCCACCGGCUACCUCGUGCCCCCGAAGCUGGAGGGCAUCGGGGAGGAGGAGUUCCUGGUGCUGGACCUGCAGGCGAUGGAGUACAACCGGGCCCUGGGCACCUGCAGGCUGGCCGGCAUCAUGCUCUGCACCACGGCCGGGGUCCUCGCAGCCGCGGGCCUCCUGGCAUGCACGCUGGGCCGGGUGCUGCAAGGCGGCUGGCGCCGGGAGGAGGAGGAGGAGGAGCAGCAGCUGUCGCCCAUCCUGCGGGACAGCCCCCCGAAGCAGCCCGUCGCUCUCCUGGCCUCCCCGGCCUCACCCUUUGGAGCCUCCUGGGUGCACGGCAUCCAGCCCAGGCGGGAGACAUGACCCCAAGAGCUCGGCAUCCCACGGGCCACCAGACUGGAGCAACCUGUGCCCGGGGGCUGCAAGGGCAGGGGGGCCGGGAGGGGAGGUGGCCUCGACCCCCUGAUGCGGAGAGGCGUGAGAGCUCCUGCAGGCGCGGUCCAGCCAGGAGAGAGGUGGAUCCGAAUCAGAGGGUCCCAGUGCCCUGCCCCAGGUGCUCAGCCGGCCGUGCCCGCCUUCCCUGCUCCCCCCACAUGGACCAGCAGCCUCCUGCCUCAAUAAAGUUCCUGAGAAACUGCUGGCUCUGCUGCUCCUCCUGGGUCCUGCUCCCCACCCCUGCGCCCUGCUGCUUGGCCCUGAUCCCAGCAUAUGCCCACCGGUGGGGAAGGGGCCGAGCAGGGCCAGGCUUGCUCGUCUGGGGCCCCACAUCCCUGCCGGGGGGCAGCAGCAUCUCCCUGCUCCCGUGGAGCUUCCCUGGGUGGAGGGAGCUGUGCAGCUGCCUGCGGGAGCCCGGGGCUGGCAUUGCCCGAUGCAUCGAGGCCCAGCAGGGAGUGCGUCUCUCCCCUUCUGCCCCUGCCCCAGGCCCGCAGGGGGGUAGCCCCCUUGCAAGGAACCCCUGCCUCUGCCUGCACAGAGCAGGGCGGCAGAGCAGCUGCUUCCGGCCGG
Molecule: messenger RNA, 1438 nt
Organism: Alligator sinensis (Chinese alligator)
Lineage: Eukaryota; Metazoa; Chordata; Crocodylia; Alligatoridae
Gene: NRSN2
Product: neurensin 2
Exons: 3
Coding region: 212-796 (194 amino acids)
Biological process (GO): nervous system development
Cellular component (GO): neuron projection; transport vesicle; neuronal cell body
Source: RefSeq, a predicted model, not a curated record